AUGAAAAUUUUACGUUCGUUACUUGCUGGCAUAAGCAGCGCGGUUGGCCCCAUGAAAAUGGUUCUAGUUGUUCGGUCCGAUUUGGGAUUGAAAAAGGGAAAGAUUGCAUCACAAUGCGCCCAUGCGGCCGUUCUGUGCUGCAUGCGGGCAUCUGCCGGUCCUGCUAAAACUAAACUUAACGCUUGGUUAAUGCAAGGCCAGCCAAAGAUCGUACUUAGGGUAGACAGUUUAGAAGAGUUGCAUUUACUAACGACUCGGGCUGAAGCGUCUGGGGUGAUCGCUGAAAUAGUGCGAGAUGCCGGUAGAACACAGGUGGCGAGUGGUACGGAGACCGUAUUAGGAGUAGGACCUGAUCAAAGUCAAUCGAUCGAUGCAUUAGUGGGCCAUCUGAAGUUGUUGUAGUUAUGUAAAUAG
Molecule: messenger RNA, 414 nt
Organism: Anopheles nili
Lineage: Eukaryota; Metazoa; Arthropoda; Insecta; Diptera; Culicidae
Exons: 1
Coding region: 1-402 (133 amino acids)
Cellular component (GO): mitochondrion; cytosol
Molecular function (GO): peptidyl-tRNA hydrolase activity
Source: RefSeq, a predicted model, not a curated record